AUGGUUGGCAUCGCAGCACACGAACUGAGGCAGAAGGCCCCUAAGGACCUUCAGAAGCAGCUGGAGGACUUGAAGAAGGAACUUUCGCAGCUCCGCGUUGCGAAGGUCACCGGUGCAGUCGCAUCACGACUGGCAAAAAUAACCCGAGUGCGCAAAGGCAUCGCCCGCGUGCUGACAGUGUACAACCAGAAGAGGAGGGAGGAGGCAAAGAAGUUCUUCCAAGGAAACAAGCACAAGCCCAAGGACCUCAGAUUCAAGAAAACAAGGGCCAUAAGACGACGGCUGACGCUGGCUCAGCGCAGAAAGAUGACUGUGCGGAAGACAAAGAAAGUGCAGAACGUCCCGAGGAGGAAGUACGCACUGCUGGCUUAA
Messenger RNA from Eimeria maxima, 372 nucleotides. Its product is annotated as ribosomal protein L35, putative. NCBI's taxonomy places the organism in Eukaryota, Apicomplexa, Conoidasida, Eucoccidiorida, Eimeriidae. Gene Ontology annotation, molecular function: mRNA binding; structural constituent of ribosome. The transcript is spliced from 3 exons. Bases 1 to 372 code for a protein of 123 amino acids. The record is from RefSeq and is a predicted model, not a curated record. Gene Ontology annotation, cellular component: cytosolic large ribosomal subunit; ribosome. Gene Ontology annotation, biological process: maturation of LSU-rRNA from tricistronic rRNA transcript (SSU-rRNA, 5.8S rRNA, LSU-rRNA); translation.